AGGCACAAUCGGUACCGAUUUCCAACACAGACGAGUUUUAAAAAGUAUUUUAAUCUAGAAUGUCUGAUAACGCGAUAAAACUAACUACACGCGGUUCUCAUCAAGUGUUAUAGUGAUUCGCCUCAGAUUUACCAUUUACCAUCCAUUAGUUUUGGUUUUGUUUUCGUAAAAUCCUAAUUGCAACACCAGAAAGAAAAAUCUUUUUUUUUUCAUUGUUUUUGUCUCACCAAGGAAUUUUACAUAAUUACAAAGCGAUCAUUUAUCAAAGAGCAAUAGAAUAAAACCUUAUAAUAGUACAAGCAAAAUGAAAGUGGUUGCAUUAGUCAGCGGUGGAAAGGAUUCAACUUUCAAUAUGUUAUGCUGUCAAAGCGAGGGACAUGAGAUUGUUGCACUAGCAAAUUUACAUCCAGCAGAUAAAGAUGAACUUGAUUCGUUUAUGUAUCAAACUGUUGGUCAUAUGGGCAUCGAGAUGCUUGCAGAAGCCAUGGAACUUCCAUUAUAUCGGAAAACCACUUCCGGGUUGACAACGCAAAAAGGAAAAAUUUAUGAACCGACAGAGGACGAUGAAGUUGAAGAUUUGUAUGAGCUUUUAAAGCAAGUUAAAGACGAGAUGCAGAUUGAAGCAGUCUCUGUUGGUGCAAUUUUCUCUGAUUACCAACGUGUUCGAUGCGAGAAUGUAUGUUCACGAUUGAAUCUCACUUCGUUAGCCUAUUUAUGGCGACGAGACCAAGGCGAACUAUUACAAGAAAUGAUUGAUUGUCAACUUGAAGCUAUUAUAAUUAAAGUGGCAUCGUUGGGCUUAACGCCCGAGAGACACUUGGGAAAGUCAAUAAGAGAUAUGCAAGGACAUUUGUUGAAGAUGCACGAUAAAUACGGUGUCAACAUUUGUGGCGAAGGCGGUGAAUAUGAAACUUUUACUCUCGACUGUCCGCUCUUCAAAAAACGGAUCGUUAUUGACGAUCAUCAAGUUAUUAUAAGUUCAUCGGAUCCCGUUUGUCCUGUUGGCUACAUAAACUUUACAAAACUUCAUCUUGAAGCAAAAGAACCAUCGGACUUCAAAGAAUAUGUGAUAAAAAAUUCGUUGGACUUCAUCAAUGAACUUAAUUCUUCAUCCUACAGUGACCUGAGUGAUCCGGAUUUAACUGACACUGAGUUGGAAUUCAUUGAGAAAGAGAAUUUUGCAAAACAUUCAGGAAUGCCAAGUAGUCAUAGUGGAAGUCUUGCUGGGAAUUUCAGUCGCAGUCAAAGCAUGAACAUGACAAAAAACAACAGCUUAGAACAGGAAACUUUAGAAGAAAUGAAAUUCGAAUACGAACAGAAUCGUUUAGAGAAUCAACCUCAUGUUGUUUCAAACUCAAAAGGAUGGCAUUGGAUUUCUAGCAUUCAAGGUGAAGGAGAAACAACAAAAGAUGGAGUUGAGAAAGCGAUGAAUCAACUUGAAGAAAUCAUUCUGGAACAUUCAAUGAAGUUGAACGACAUCUGUUACAUCACAAUCUAUGUUCGCGACAUCAGUGAAUACUCAAUCUUGAAUGAUGUUUACAUCCAGAGAUUUAACUUCCAAAAUCCACCAACUCGUGUUUGUGUUGAAACGUGCCUACCACAUGGCUGUCAUAUAAUCAUGGAAGCGGUUGCAUUUAAGACCGGGCAUGUUAAAGAAACUGAUUACAAGCGACAUACAAUGCAUGUUCAAGGAAUUUCCCAUUGGGCACCAGCUAACAUCGGACCAUAUUCGCAAUCAACCAAAAUUGGUGAAAUCACUUACAUCAGUGGACAAAUUGGCUUGAUUCCUGGUAAUAUGAAAGUAAUCAGUGGUGGAAUAAAACAGGAAUGUAAAUUGAUACUUCGUCACAUCAAUCGAAUUGCCAAAGCAAUGAACUCACAUGGACAACUUCGUGAUGUUGUGCAAGGUAUUUGUUUUGUCACUCAUCCAAGCUAUAUCAGUGAAGCGAGGCGUCAAUGGGAAAGGCGAACAGCUAACGCGAUAAUGGAUUACAUAGUCGUGCCAGGUCUACCGAGAAAAGCGCUUGUCGAAUGGCAAGUUUGGAUUCACACGCACAACAAUAAGUUUGAAUAUGAAGAAACCGGAUGUUCUGUUGGCAAUCAAUACGUAAUUUCAAUUCGUCGCCGAUGGAAUUAUGAGAAUAAUUGUGCUGCUAUAAUCUGUUAUGUAUCAACAGGUCAAACAUCAUCUUCUACGAAACUUACUGAUAUGACCGAUGAAAUGAAGCAACGACAUGAAACGCUCAUGACUUCACUCAAUGAAAGUCAUUUGGAUGAAAUCAUGCAAUAUAAUUUGAGUAAAAUCAUGCAGGGAUAUCCAAAAACAACUGAAAAUGUUCCUGCUAUUCAUUUUCGAAUUUUUUAUCAAGUUAUGAAUCCAUCGCCAGCUAAUUUAAUAAUCAAGACAAUGAAGAGCUUUAAAGAUGCAACGAAGACAGCAAAUAUCGCUUUUACGGUGAUACCUUCGUGUUAUCUUCAGAAUUACGGAACAUUCAUCUCCAUAUGUGGUGUUCGUCACGAGUAGAAACAAUUUUUUAUAUUUACAUAAUUAAAUCUGUUGCUUUUCCUUAUUCUGUGUCCCUCACAUGUUCUUCUUUACACACAAUCUUCUUUAAAUUUAUCAUAAACAUUUUUUUAUUCAGUUUUAUGAGAAUUGUGGUCUUGGAUCAUCUUCUAAAGUUUGAUAUUUUGUUUUCAAAGAUCAACUCACGUUAUCCUGUUCAGACCAGCAUCUAAUAAAUGUUAGUAAUCCCCCUUAAAAAUCUUCUUACGCUUUUCGCUAUUUCUCAAUCGAUUGAAAUUGAAGUUUGUAAAACAGAAACACUUUUUUAAUUAAAAGAAAUUGCAACUUUAGAAGAUUUUUAAUUUUUUGACUUUUUAUCACUUUAACUUAAGUUUUUAGAUAAAAAAUGAAAUGAAUAUUUUUUGAUAUAAUGAAGUUUGUAACUUUUCAUUCUUCAAUUUUUAAUUAGCUUUUUAAAAGCAAAGUAAAGCUAAAGAUUAGAAAAAAAAUUUAAAGGAAAUUAAAGAGAAGAUUUUGUUAAGUUUCUGAUUGUUUU
Clunio marinus is the source of this 3059-nucleotide messenger RNA. The record is from the annotation of a GenBank genome assembly. NCBI's taxonomy places the organism in Eukaryota, Metazoa, Arthropoda, Insecta, Diptera, Chironomidae.